AUGCUUGAGAAUGAGAAGGCUAGGGAGGCAGAGAGAAUAAACAUUGCCUAUACGGAUGCCGAACCAAAUGCAGAUGCGACGAUCCAGCUGAUAUCCGCCAAGGAGGAAAAUGUAGUGGCUGUGAACGAGCCCAUCACCAUAAGUGAUGGUGAUUCAGAGGAAAUGUCUCCCUUUCGACUCUCUUUCCCUAUACUUCCCAUGCAUCCUCGGGACCCUUUGGUUCCUAACAACUCUAUCAUCAAUCCGAGUGAAGUUGAGUUUAGGAAACUCAAGGACACGCUUACCGACCUUAGCGGGGAAGGUUCUCUGAGGAGGCACCAUAUUGGGCUUAGUGGCGAAGAGCUUGGCAGUGACCUUGGUGAUGAAGCCAGACCUGGAAACCACUAA
Ilex paraguariensis (yerba mate) is the source of this 387-nucleotide messenger RNA. The record is from the annotation of a GenBank genome assembly. Lineage: Eukaryota; Viridiplantae; Streptophyta; Magnoliopsida; Aquifoliales; Aquifoliaceae.